CCGUAUUUGAAUUACAGCGCCAUCAAGUUCUACACAAAUAGAUCUAGAGUGAAGCAGAAGACUGCUAAAAGACGAGGCCGAGACAAACAUGUCGGGAACAAGAACCUUUUUUGUCGUUAUAUGUUGCCUAACUGUUAUUCCCAAGCCUAACCUCGCCGAUCCUUUGCCGGGAAUGUUGUUUCCACGAGAAUCUGAAAGUAGAGAAUUAAAAGAUUUAAAUGGUCUUUGGAACUUCAGGGUUGACUCGAGUAAAACCAGAGACGCUGGGUUUCAGGAGAAAUGGUACAGCAAGCCUUUAGAAAAGUCUGGUAGAGUGAUACCAAUGCCGGUGCCUGCAAGCUAUAACGACAUCACCCAGGAGAAAUCUAUCAGGGACUUUAUCGGCUGGGCCUGGUACGACAUGGACACGUAUGUCCCUCAGAGGUGGAAGGACAACUCAACAAGGGUGGUUCUGCGUUUUGAGAGUGCGCACUACUACAGUAUUGUGUGGGUAAACGGCGAGAAAGUGAUGGAGCAUGAAGGAGGCCACCUUCCAUUUGAAGCAGAUGUCAGUGAAUUCUUACACUACGACCAGACCAAUAGAAUUACAGCGGCCAUCAACAACACGCUCACCCCAACUACCCUCCCACCAGGGAGGAUACAAUACUUUGGGGGGGGUGGGGACUGGCACCCCCCUGGCUACUUCAUCCAGACCUAUCAAUUUGAUUUCUUCAAUUAUGCGGGAAUCCAUCGCCCUGUCAAACUCUACACCACCCCUGUAGUUUACCUCUCUGACAUCACCAUAACAACGUCAUUCAGUGACAAUGUCGGAACUGUCAAGUUUCUGUCAGUGGUCGGUGCGAUCAAGUCUAUUCCGAGAGGGGAUAUCGAUAUGAAGUACGAAUUACUGGAUCACGAGGGGUUUGUCGUGGCAUCCGUUGAGGGGACAGAGAAGUUUGAGGGGGAGUUGACUGUCCGGAAUCCGGUCCUAUGGUGGCCAAUUGGAAUGAGCAACAACACGGCGUAUCUGUACACUCUAAAGAUUUCAACAUCGUCAACCCAAUCUUCUUUACAAGACGUUUAUCGCCUUCCUGUGGGAAUCAGGACUGUUCGUGUCGAAGGGACAAAAUUUCUUUUCAACAACAGAGAGUUCUACUUCAAAGGCUUUGGAAAACACGAGGAUGCGAACAUCCGAGGCAAGGGUCUCGACAACGUGCUGAUCGCUAAAGAUUUUAACCUGAUGAAGUGGCUGGGAGGUAACUCAUUUCGGACAAGUCACUACCCGUACGCCGAGGAAAUAAUGGACAUGGCCGACCGGACAGGCAUAGUGGUCAUUGAUGAGUCUCCCGGCGUCGGAAUUCAUUAUUCUGAUAACUUUGGCCCAGUCUCCCUCAAGCAUCACCAAGAAGUCAUGGCGGAGCUUGUGCGCCGCGAUAAGAACAGGCCAGCGGUUGUCAUGUGGUCUGUAGCUAACGAGCCCCUGUCGAACCUCGCCCAAGCCGAAAAGUACUUCGCCCCGAUCUUCUCAGAGACCCGUAAACUUGACCCAACUCGGCCUGUCACAUUCGUUACGAACUUCAAAGCGUGGAGCGACAAAGUGGUGCAGUUCGUGGACGUGAUUCUGUGUAACCGCUACUACGCGUGGUACCACGAUUUCGGACAAACGCAGCUCAUCUCAAGGCAAUUAGAGGAAGAGCUGAUGGACUGGUACAAAACCUUCAAGAAGCCUGUGGUACAAGCAGAAUACGGCGCAGAUACCUUGGCAGGCCUUCACUCGGAUCCAGCCUUGAUGUUCACUGAAGAAUACCAGAUCGAGUCGAUUGACCAGUACUUCCCCGUGUUCGAUAAGCUCAGAAAAGAGUUUCUAGUAGGAGAGAUGAUAUGGAAUUUCGCGGACUUCAUGACCCAGCAAGGGGUCACCCGAGUUGUCGGCAACAAGAAGGGAAUCUUGACGCGUGAACGUCAGCCGAAAGCCGCUGCCUUUGUCCUGCGCCAGCGAUACCUGAAUAUAACACUCGAGCAGAGUCCAACAUCUACAGGAGACGAACUCUUAGACGCGCUUGUCAAAUUCGAGUCGCGAACACCCACCACAGGGAACCAAUAAUGACACCGGCAACCCAAACCUUAUAACCCCUUGAAUUGCGGGAAAUAGUUUCUUGAGCGGUUGUCUUAAAUCAGCGGCGAGAGAAAAGCCGUGAGAUCGAUUUUGACUUUACUACGUCUGUCCAAUUCAUUUUGAAAAGAUACAACGAUUACUAGCCAAUUGUCUUUUGUUUGUAAUUUUGUAAAUAAAUAGCAAAGAAAAAAAAUCCAAGACUUUUGAUCUAAACUUGUCGCCUAUCAGAAGCACCAUAAAACUGUAACGAGAGGUACCAAGUACUGUAGAAUCUUUGAUGGCACUGCUUUAUUUGAGAAGAAGAGUACUGACUGGAGUUGUGGUUAAAGUGAUGAGUAAAAGAGAAGUGAUUUUAUAA
Messenger RNA from Nematostella vectensis (starlet sea anemone), 2453 nucleotides. RefSeq names its product beta-glucuronidase. The coding region runs from base 89 to 2083 and encodes 664 amino acids. The record is from RefSeq and is a predicted model, not a curated record. NCBI's taxonomy places the organism in Eukaryota, Metazoa, Cnidaria, Anthozoa, Actiniaria, Edwardsiidae. Gene Ontology annotation, biological process: glucuronoside catabolic process; carbohydrate metabolic process. The transcript is spliced from 12 exons. Gene Ontology annotation, molecular function: beta-glucuronidase activity; carbohydrate binding.